UUUCACCUGUAUGGUCGUUCUAUCCUUUUGCAAAAAAAGAUUUCAAACCAUAAUAGCUGCCAGAAAAUAUCUGCAAAAUUAUGGCUUGGUUUUUUGACUGUUUUCUUAGUUGUUGGCAAAUUCGACGUCUUUGAAGGUAUCAACCCGUGAUGUCAUAGGCGGGAGGUGCUCAACAGCGAGCUUCGCCUUGCCGUAACGCCGUAUUUCGCCAGUGGCCUUGCGUGGAUGCUCUUACGCUGCCGGCAGUGCUUCAAGUUCUGUGUCAGUCGGCUGGCCACCAGCAUGAACCAGCGCCGGGCGGCGGCCGACGCGCCGGCCACCCCCAAGAAGCGCCUGCGCCACCGGUCCGCCGAGGCGGCGCUCUCGAACGGCUCUCACGCGCCGGAGCCGGGCGCCGGCGCCGGGGAGAGCGCGCCCCGGUCCGACCUCGGCCAGCAGCCGGCCGACAGCAGUGGUGGCGGCGAGCUGAGACCGGCCAACGGCGCGGGCGCCGGCGGCGACGCGCAGGCCGCCACAGCCCACACCAACGGCGUGCUCAAUGGUGACGGAAAACAUCCGCACUGGCCCACCGCGCACUUGCCUUCCAUGCCCUGGUUCGGGAUGGACAUCGGCGGCACGCUCACCAAGAUCGUGUACUUCGAGCCGACCGACACGUCGCCCGACGAGGAGGCCGAGGAAGUGGAGACGCUCAAGAACAUCCGCCGCUACCUCACCAGCAACUCGGCCUACGGCUCGACCGGCCACCGCGACUCGCACCUCCAGAUGAACAACGUGUACAUCUGCGGGCGUCAGGGCACCCUGCACUUCAUCCGCUUCCCGACCAGCGAGAUGGGCAACUUUCUAGAGCUGGCCAAGUCCAAGGGCAUGGCGACGCUGGCCUCCACCGUCUGCGCCACCGGCGGGGGCGCCUACAAGUUCGAGAAGGACUUCGACAAGGAGGUGAACAUGCAGUUGCACAAAUUCGACGAGCUCGACUCCCUCCUCAACGGCCUGCACUACAUUGAGAACAACAACAGCCACGAGCUCUACUACUGGGAGAACUCGUGCGAUGAGGCGCGCUGCCGCAAGGUCCCGUUCGACUUCAGCCAGCCGUACCCGUACCUGGUGGUGAACAUUGGCUCUGGCGUCAGUAUACUGGCUGUGUACGGACCAGAUGAGUACAAACGUGUCUCAGGAACAAGCCUGGGCGGCGGGACCUUCCUCGGGCUGUGCUGCCUGCUGACCGGCUGCAGCACGUUCGAGGAGGCCAUCGAGCUGGCCGCCCGCGGCGACAGCUUCCGGGUGGACAAGCUGGUCAAGGAUAUCUACGGCGGCGACUACGAACGCUUCGCCCUCAGUGGGGACACCGUGGCGUCCAGCUUCGGCCACAUGCACGUGCUGCAGCGACGGAAGGCGGUGAACAAGUGUGACCUGGCGCGCGCCACCCUCGCCACCAUCACCAACAACAUCGGCUCGAUCGCGCGCAUGUGCGCUCUCAACGAGCGCAUCGAACGGGUCAUCUUCAUGGGAAACUUCCUCCGUGUCAAUGAAAUAUCGAUGAAACUCCUCUCGUUCGCUAUGGACUUCUGGUCAUCCGGCCAGAUGAAAGCCCUCUUCCUGGAGCACGAGGGCUAUUUCGGCGCCGUCGGCUGUCUGCUGGAGCUCAUGAAAACCCGCCAGGAGUGAUCCGGCCGGCUCGUUCAGGCGGGAGCGCGACCACCGCCGCCCGCCGCGCCGCCGCGCCGUCGCCGCCCGCCCGUUCGCCUCCUGUCAGUGGCAGUCGCCAAUUUGUGCAGAGAAUGAUGGCCCCAUUUCGGCCAGAGCCAAAGGUCGGCGGUAGUCGGACGCUACGGCACCCGUCGGCUUCGUCAGGGCCGCGGAGUCCGACGGACCCGGCUCGGCCUCAGCGUCUGGCGCCGGUCGGUCGGUGGGAGCCGCACCGAUGCUGUGCCGCGGCCCGUGACGCGGCGUCGCGGCCGGCUCCCCCGGGCCCUGGCGACUCGCCGUCGACCUGAGCGGACAUGGUGUCCCCGAGGAACGCUCCGAAGCUGGCGGCCGCCCUGCAGCGCGGUAACGGGGGCAGCAACGCCUCCGGGGAUCCAGCGGCGCCGCGCAGGCUGCUGUCCAGGAGCAGGGACCACCGGGGCGGACGGCGAGGUCGCACUUCACCGCGGCCGUCGGCGUCAGGGCGUGCUUCGGCGGACGCGUGGACUGACUCAGCACCGACUCGCCAGUCGGAAACCGUGACCUACGCGUGUGAGCCGCUGUCGACGCACAGGGCGGCACCGGACCGCCAAACCCUUCCAUCCAGUCGCCCCCGCUGCUGGUCACCGGGGGGGGG
Molecule: messenger RNA, 2320 nt
Organism: Pollicipes pollicipes
Lineage: Eukaryota; Metazoa; Arthropoda; Thecostraca; Pollicipedomorpha; Pollicipedidae
Gene: fbl
Product: pantothenate kinase 3 fbl
Exons: 10
Coding region: 226-1665 (479 amino acids)
Biological process (GO): coenzyme A biosynthetic process
Cellular component (GO): cytosol; nucleus
Molecular function (GO): pantothenate kinase activity; ATP binding
Source: RefSeq, a predicted model, not a curated record